This is a messenger RNA of Owenia fusiformis, 2027 nucleotides long. Lineage: Eukaryota; Metazoa; Annelida; Polychaeta; Sabellida; Oweniidae. The record is from the annotation of a GenBank genome assembly.
UAUUUACCAUAUUGCGCACCAGACAUCAAACUACUUUGCUGUGACAAGAAAGAAAAAUGAAGUUUGUGUUUCUGUUGCUCGGUGUAUGUGUAGCCUAUAUGGCAGCAGAGGAUUCAGUGAGAUUUAAGAGGCAGAUGACCCCACCCCCAACUACUAUAUCUAGUACUCUCCCCACCACAAUGACCGCCAAGCCACCUACAACACCCCCUAUUCCAACCACCAAGAUAGCAACUAAUCCGGCACCAACCACAACAGCCAAGGCACCAACAACUAUUGGUCUACCAACAACGACACCAGAUCCAGAAGAAUACAGUGUCCAGGCAAGCAAAACUGAUGACCAUUGCACAUGCAGCGUUCGUGGACCUGAGAUAACAGAGGAAUCGAUUUGCUACAUUGAAAGAGAUUUCCAAGGGUUGCUCGAUCUUGAAGCUACAAUUUUAUCAAUUGUGGCCAAGGCCGAUGGACUAACAGCUAGCACAGUGGGCAAUGAGUUAGUUAGCCUUGAGACACUUAUUGAACAUUUAGAAUUGAACUACCUCAGUCAGUCUAUGAAUAUUAAUUAUCAGGCUUUAGACGAUAUUAAAGUAAAACUGCAACAACUCACAUUUCUUGUGGAAAACCUUGAUGUUAACAAGACAACAGAGGCCCUAGUGAACCAGAUGACGGCUGAUAUGUGGAUCGCUUCAGAAGAGGUGGAUGGACGCUUGGAACUCAACAGUGUUUACAUUCAUAAGGAUUUAGUGAACCAAAUUGCAGACCUGGAGACCAAGGCAGCUGGCUGUUCCAUAGGUGGCGAGAGCAUUGAUGAAAUAGGGGCAUCAUAUUUCCCAGGAGAUUCAAGACCCAUAGGAGAUCUUGAUCAAAGCUUCUGUGAGCGGAACACAUUUACAGGCGUUGGUUGGCCAAUGACACACACCUCUGAGUCUGGAGUGGGGUGGUGGAUGAAAGACCCAAUACCCGACUCUCCUGAGAAUCGCACUGCCAUCUAUUAUGUGGCCGGACAUAGUGGAGCUCUGUACAUGUACAAGUGGAACAACUAUCAUUCUAUGUGGACCCGUGCUUCAAAGACUAGCCUCGGCCGCACAGCAAAACACAUGUACGGGACAAACCAUGUGUUGUUCAAUGGAUCCCUCUACUACUAUUCAAGUCAAAAGACCAUUGAGAGGGUUGACUAUAGAACAUGGUCACCAAAAGCAUCGGUGUCGAUUCCCGAGGUAGAGGCCGUGCCUAACUAUAACCGUGGUGGCGUCACUUACGUGGACAUCAACGUAGAUGAAUAUGGACUGUACAUCGCCUAUGUCCAGAAAGGAACAUCCUACAUCCAAAUUAAACAACUCAACCCGGUUGAUCUGACUGACAUACGUCACUGGGGCACUCACGUUUCUAAGAGUAGCAUCAGUAAUUUGUACUUUGUGUGCGGUGUUAUGUACACGAUGGACUCCUGGAACACCCCAAUACCCAGUGGGAGCCAGUAUGCAUUCGAUACAAGAGCUGAUAAUGGAAGAGGGGCCAGUUUUACUACCAAUAUCGCAAUCCCUGCCAUGUACAAAGAUAUGGUUGAACUGAGUUAUGAACCAAAUAACAGAAUGCUAUUUGCGAUGGAUUCUUCACAUCUGAUGACAUACACACUGAUGUUUGAACCCAAGGCAGUCUCUAAUGCAACUACCACUCCUGCGCCCUAACAUAUGGAUUGACUUGGACUGAACUUUCAAUUCUGAAAAAUUUUCAAGCUUUGGAAUUUUUAACAAAGCAACUUUGUGUCAGUUGAUGGUGCAAAUUGUUGGGUGUUAUAAAUUUUGAACAUUGGAUUAUUCUAGAAACUGUGCCCUUUUUGAUUAUCAGGCAAAUGAUUGGACCAACUUAUAUGUAUCCCCCACAUUUAUAAAUAUCUAUAGAUUUGAGUUUUCAAGUUGAGUGAAUUUAGGCUUUAAUUUUAUUACUAAUUUCUUGGUAUAAUUUGUGGGACCAUGUCUACAAUUUAACAGUAAGCUUGUCCUAGAUUGGUAAUAAAUAUUUGAGAUUUUUCA